GCUUAAGCUCCCGCUAAAUACACUCCCUCCUCGCCGUCCGUCCGCACAUUCCAUCCAUCCUCUUCUUCUUCUUCUCCGAUCCGCCAUUGCCUCGGCGCCCGAGCUCGCUCGCGCGCCGGCAGGAGCUUGCCGCCUUUCCGGUCGCUUUGGUGCUGUUUCCCGCCACUGUUGCGCUUGCCGGUCUCGUGGUGCCACCUUUAAUUUGCUUACAGCUGCAAAGAGCGCCAAUUCCGGGGGCGGCGGCGGUCACCAUGCUGGGGGUGAGGAAGGGCGCGGCGACUGUGGAGCUCGGGUCGCUGACGAUGAGGAGGAAGGGCGCCCCGCCUCCGGCUCCCCCGGUGGUGCCGGUGGAGGAGGGGAAGAAGGCGCCGGCGGUGGGGGCGGGGAAGGUGUCGGCGGAGGAGGUGUGGGAGGUGCGGCCGGGCGGCAUGCUGGUGCAGAAGCGGGGCCCCGAGGAGGACGAGCCGGCGCCGGAGAGCGUGAAGCCGGUGCCCACCAUCCGGGUCAAGGCCAAGCUCGCCGGCAAGACCCACGAGAUCUACGUCAGCGCGGAGGCCACGUUCGGCGACCUGCGGAGGCGGGUGGCGGAGCGCGCCGGCGCGCACCCGGAGGACCUGCGGACGCUGUACAAGGGCAAGGAGCAGGACCCCAAGGCGUUCCUCGACAUGGCCGGCGUGAGGGACCGCUCCAAGGUCGCCGUGGUGGACGACCCCGAGGCCCGCGCGCGGCGGCUGCUCGAGGAGCUCCGCCUGGGCAGCCUCCGCAAGGCCGCCGGCGCCGUCGCCGCCGUCGCCGCCGAGGUCGACAAGAUCGCGCCCAAGGUGUCGGCGCUGGAGGCGUCGGUGCGGAAGGGGGAGAAGGUGGCGGAGAAGGACGUGGCGACGGUGACGGAGCUGCUGAUGAACGAGCUGCUGAAGCUGGACGCGGUGGUCGCCGGCGGCGACGUGAAGGCCCAGAGGCGCGUGCAGGUGAAGCGGGUCCAGAAGUACGUGGAGACGCUCGACGCGGUCAUGGCCAAGAACGCCACCAUCGCAAGCAAGCCCGCCAACGCGAAGAAGCCGCAGCAGGCGCCACAGCCGCCGGCGCCGGCGAGGCAGCCGCAGCCGCAGUCGCAGCGCCAACGCCAGCAGCAGCAGCCGGCGGCGCAGACGACGCGGUGGGAGAUGUUCGACCUGCUGUCGUCGCUCCCGACCACGUCGUCUUCCUCCUCCACCACCACGGACAGCUCCACCGCGUCCUCCGCCGGCGCGCCCCCUCCCCCCACCAACCGGCUCGACUGGAUGCUCUAGCCCGGAUCACCACCACCACCGCAAUCCGAAGCAAAUGCAGCAGAGGCUCUCGCGCGCCAAGAAUCGCUCGGCGAGACGAUGAUUGAAUCGGAUCAUCAUCCAUGUCCUGAUUAGCUCAUCAUCAUGGCACUCCAUACCGCCGCAAGUCCUAGUUCAUCACCAUGUCAGAGAGAGGUGUCCAAAGUUUUUUCCCCUUUUCGUCUUCUUCUUCGUCAUCAAAAUGUCUGAUACUGCUACAAAUUCUUUCGUGUGCAUACUCUGGGAACCAAACAGUCGGUCAAAAGCUAGGGGAUGUAAAAUGUAAUGUGUUCAGUUGAAUUGAGUUGAGAUUGGGAAAUAAGUCAAAGCUUAGAGUUGCGUCCA
Messenger RNA from Triticum aestivum (bread wheat), 1652 nucleotides. RefSeq names its product BAG family molecular chaperone regulator 3. Gene Ontology annotation, molecular function: protein-folding chaperone binding; adenyl-nucleotide exchange factor activity. Gene Ontology annotation, cellular component: cytoplasm. Gene Ontology annotation, biological process: protein stabilization. The transcript has 2 exons. The coding region runs from base 252 to 1289 and encodes 345 amino acids. The record is from RefSeq and is a predicted model, not a curated record. NCBI's taxonomy places the organism in Eukaryota, Viridiplantae, Streptophyta, Magnoliopsida, Poales, Poaceae.